Cotesia congregata is the source of this 957-nucleotide messenger RNA. The record is from the annotation of a GenBank genome assembly. NCBI's taxonomy places the organism in Eukaryota, Metazoa, Arthropoda, Insecta, Hymenoptera, Braconidae.
AUGUGCUUACGAGUAGAGAAAACACUAUCUUUUGAUUUCUGGAAAAAAAUAAAACUUUUUCAUUUUUUUAUGUUUAUUUCAUUACCGAAUUUGUCAAGUUGUAAUGAUAAUAAAUUUCCAGAUAAUUUUGUACUCGGUGUUGGAACGUCUGCUUUCCAGAGUGAAGGUGCUUGGAACGUAUCGAACAAAGGUGAGUCUAUUUGGGAUGUCUUGAUUCACGAAAAACCAGAUGUUGUAUGGGGAAAGGCUAAUGCUGAUGUUGCAGCAAAUUCUUACUACUUGUACAAAACUGACAUAGACCUUGUUGAAAAAAUUGGAGCCAAUGCUUUCAAAAUAUCAAUAUCUUGGCCACGAAUUUUACCAAAUGGGUUCAACAACGAAAUCAAUUAUGAUGGGAUCCAGCACUAUCAUGAUGUUAUUGAUGAAAUAUUGAGUAGAAAUAUUACUCCGUAUAUUAACAUGUAUCACUGGGACUUGCCAAUAAGACUACAAAAAUUGGGUGGUCUAGCUAAUCCGUUGUUUGUAAAUUGGUAUCUUGACUAUGCCGAAAUUCUAUUUAGAACAUUUGGUGAUAAGUGUCAUCCAUGGGGUCUUUCGGCGAUUAUUCGUCGCAUAACUACAAAGUAUAAUACGCCAGCAAUAGUUAUCGGUGAAAAUGGUUACCGAGAUGAAGGUCAACUAGAUGACAUUGAUAGAGGUCAAUUUUUUUACUACCAUCUUAAAGAAGUUCUUAAGCUGGUGAGAGAAGGUUUUAACAUUCAAGGAUACUUUACUUGGACACUUUUUGAUAUUUUUGAGUGGACACAAGGUUAUGAGCACCGAUAUGGACUUUUUUCGGUAAAUUUCACGGAUCCAGAACGUCCAAGAGUACCUAAGCUGUGGUCGGCGAAAGUUAUAACCGAUAUUUACAGAACCAGAUUAAUACCACCAUCAUUUGAAUCGUUCUCGCAACGAUAA